Setaria italica (foxtail millet) is the source of this 1089-nucleotide messenger RNA. Its product is annotated as 1-aminocyclopropane-1-carboxylate oxidase homolog 1. Bases 1 to 1089 code for a protein of 362 amino acids. The record is from RefSeq and is a predicted model, not a curated record. Lineage: Eukaryota; Viridiplantae; Streptophyta; Magnoliopsida; Poales; Poaceae. The transcript is spliced from 2 exons.
AUGGCGCCCUCCGUCGCCGACCACGACGCGCUGGCCGUGUUCGAGUUCCACGAGUCCCGCGGCGGCGUCCGCGGCCUCGUCGAGUCCGGCGUCACAACUGUGCCGCCACUGUUCCUGGCGCCCGUCGCGCCGGUGUCCUCGGCGGCCGGGAACUUCUCCAUCCCGUCCGUCGACCUCUCCCUCCCGCGCCCGCACGCCGCCGCGCUCGUCCGCGCCGCCGCGCGCUCGUGCGGCAUCUUCCAGGUCACCAACCACGGCGUCCCGGCCGGCACCGUCGAGUCCGCGCUCUCCGAGGUCAGGGCCUUCAACGAGCAGCCCUUCGCGGCGCGGUCGCCGCUCUACUCCGUCACGCCCAUCGGGGCCGUCACCUACGCCACCAUACCUAUCCCGCGGCCCAGGGAUGUCCAGCCCGCCGCAACCACUCCGCCCCUCAUGUCAUGGCGCGACUCGCUCAUCGUCCGCUUCGAUCACCACCCGGGAGGUCCCGACCUCCGCAUCCUCCCUCCAGCGUGCCAGGAGUCCCUGCUGGAGUACCAUCGGUCGGUGACGAGGCUCGGGAAGGAGAUCGCCGGCCUGCUGUCGGAGGGGCUCGGCGUCGAGGCCGAGCGGCUGGAGCCGGUUGAAGGGCACCUGAUGCAGUGCCACUACCACCCGCCGUGCCCUGAACCGGAGCGGGUUUUGGGCAGCCGUGAGCACACCGACGCAAGUUUGUUCACGGUGCUCGCACAGGACGGGGUCGGCGGGCUACAGGUGCGGCUCGACGACGGCGAGUGGGUGGACGUGGCGCCCGCGGCCGGUGCAGUUUUAGUCAACAUCGGGGACGUGCUAAAGGUUGUUUCGAAUGACGCAUACGAAAGCGUGGAGCACAGGGUGGUGAUCAAGUCCGCGAACGAGCCCAGGGUCUCCAUUGCCCUCUUCUUCAACCCUGCCAAUCAUGGCGAGUCUGAUUUCUUCGGUCCUCUCCCGGCGCUGGUGACGCCAGAAAAGCCUGCGCAGUACCGGAGUUUAACCUGGCGGGAGAUGCUGAAUAACAGAAUGGAAUUGGGGCACGCCAAGCCAUCGUCACUUGACCACUUCAAGGUCACUUGA